This is a messenger RNA of Strongylus vulgaris, 254 nucleotides long. The record is from the annotation of a GenBank genome assembly. NCBI's taxonomy places the organism in Eukaryota, Metazoa, Nematoda, Chromadorea, Rhabditida, Strongylidae.
AUGGUCCCUGGUGGACACCAGUAUCCUCAAGUUGUCAUACUCCCUGCUGAGCCGGAACUGGGAAACACUAAUCCGGAUGAUCCUCCAGCAUAUUCGGUUGUUGUUAAUAGUGGUGGCGGUACAGUCGAGACAGCAAAAGAAGAAACACAACCACCGAAGUACUCCGAACUAGAAACUCCUUCUGAUAGUAAUACUUCUGAGUACGUGAGACUUGAAAAUCGUUUUUGCACUAGUAGAAAAUUAUUAGUUUAGAU